This is a messenger RNA of Perkinsus marinus ATCC 50983, 601 nucleotides long. RefSeq lists its product as hypothetical. Gene Ontology annotation, biological process: maturation of 5.8S rRNA; regulation of gene expression. Bases 21 to 527 code for a protein of 168 amino acids. The transcript has 4 exons. Gene Ontology annotation, molecular function: DNA binding; RNA binding. Gene Ontology annotation, cellular component: nucleolus; exosome (RNase complex). The record is from RefSeq and is a predicted model, not a curated record. Lineage: Eukaryota; Perkinsozoa; Perkinsida; Perkinsidae.
AGUUUGGUCCGUAUCGCCUGAUGGCUGCAUCAUCAUCUUCGUCUGGAGUUCGGAGCUCCUUGAUCAAAAAGUUGGACAACUUCGAGGCCCAGCUCUCGAGUUUAGAAGACCAUCUGAAACCAUUGAUGGACACCGACUACGAGGAACUGAUGUCGAAGAUGACACCAUUGGAGCAGAGCGAGCUUAACGUUUCGCUGGCCUUUACCACGGCCUCGUUGUACUGGAUGUUCCUCAAAACCCAAGGCACUGAUGUGAAGACACAUAAGAUCAAGGAUGAGAUUGACCGGGUCAAGUCUUACAUGGCACGAAUCAAGAAGGCCUCGGAACAGGAGGAUGCGAAGACUCGCAAACGCGAUGUAGUCUUGAACAAGGACGCUGCUGCCCGCAUUGUGAAGGCUCACACGACAGAGACAACAGUGCAAAGCAGUAGCAAGCGCAAGGCUGAAGAGGCCAAGCAAGAGAAGGAUGAGGAGGAACCCAAGACAACCUCGGGCAAGCAGGCAAAGAGGUGUAAGAAGAGCGCGUGAGUACAAUGAUGCUGGUUCCCUACGUCUACUAGAUCGAGGAAUCGCCCGUUACUCUGGAUUGGCGUUUUCGAUCC